AUGACGACGUGGGUCCCAGACGUCUCGCCCGAGAGCCCCUUCUCGUUGGCCAACAUUCCGUUUGGCAUCAUCACCACCGAGCAUGACUCUGCGCCCCGGGCCGCUGUGGCCAUUGGGUCUCACGUGGUAGAUCUCAAGGCACUCUCUGGGUCCAAGGAGUUUGCCGAGGCUGCAACGACCAUCCCGGGACUUGGCGAUGUGUUCUCGCAGCCGACACUCAACGCCUUCGCCGCGCUCGGCCGCCCGGUCCACCAGCAAUUGCGCGCGUUUCUCCAGGACAUUCUAUCCUCGGACACCAAGCAUCCCGCGGUGCUGCGGGAUAACGCGAAAUUGCGGCAGAGGGCCCUGGUCCCGCAGGCCAAGGUCAAGAUGCAUCUGCCUAUGGACAUCCGGGACUACACGGACUUCUACGCAGGCUAUCACCACGCUUACAAUGUGGGAGUGCUGUUCCGGGGCCCGGCCAAUGCCCUGCAGCCGAAUUACGCGCACCUGCCGGUUGGCUACCACGGCCGCGCAUCCAGCAUCGUGGUCUCGGGAACGCCGAUCCGGCGCCCGUGGGGCCAGAUCUUGCUCGACCCCGCCGCGGAGCCCAAGCAGCCCACGACGGCCCCGUGCCGACGGCUCGACAUCGAGCUCGAGCUAGGGUGUUUCAUCGCGAAGCCCAACGCGCUUGGUGAACCCGUCAAGGUCGAGGAGGCGGAGGAGUUCAUCUUUGGCUACGUCCUGCUCAAUGACUGGAGCGCGCGCGACAUCCAGGCCUGGGAGUAUGUGCCCCUGGGCCCAUUCAACGGCAAGAACUUUGGUUCAACCGUCAGUCCCUGGGUCGUCCUCGCAGACGCCCUGGAGCCGUUCCGGACCAAGGGCUUUGAGAACAAGACGCAGCUGCAAGACUACCUGAGAGAGACCAAGGAGGAGACGGCCUUGGACAUAGAGCUGCAGAUUGAUCUGACGACGGUGGAGGGCGAUACUACGACUAUAGGAGUCACCAGCGCCAAGCACCUGAUGUGGUCAUUCCCACAGAUGAUAGCUCACCACACGCUCGGCGGUUGCCCAUUGAAUACCGGGGACAUGCUUGGAUCAGGCACCAUCAGCGGCACAAAGCCCUCGGAGAGGGGAAGCCUGCUGGAGAUGAGCGAGGGCGGCAAGAAGGACAUCAACCUCGCGGGCAUGCAUGUCCGCAGGUUCCUCAAGGAUGGAGAUACCAUCACGCUACGCGGGGUGUGCGGCAAGGAGGGAGCGCGCGUUGGAUUUGGCGACUGCACGGGGACUAUCUUCCCUGCGAUACAGAGGUAG
Molecule: messenger RNA, 1293 nt
Organism: Neoarthrinium moseri
Lineage: Eukaryota; Fungi; Ascomycota; Sordariomycetes; Amphisphaeriales; Apiosporaceae
Exons: 2
Coding region: 1-1293 (430 amino acids)
Biological process (GO): L-phenylalanine catabolic process; L-tyrosine catabolic process; homogentisate catabolic process
Molecular function (GO): fumarylacetoacetase activity
Source: RefSeq, a predicted model, not a curated record